This is a messenger RNA of Fusarium verticillioides 7600, 1905 nucleotides long. RefSeq lists its product as hypothetical. The record is from RefSeq and is a predicted model, not a curated record. Lineage: Eukaryota; Fungi; Ascomycota; Sordariomycetes; Hypocreales; Nectriaceae. Gene Ontology annotation, biological process: adenylate cyclase-activating G protein-coupled receptor signaling pathway. Gene Ontology annotation, cellular component: heterotrimeric G-protein complex. The coding region runs from base 40 to 1905 and encodes 621 amino acids. The transcript has 3 exons. Gene Ontology annotation, molecular function: G protein-coupled receptor binding; guanyl nucleotide binding; GTPase activity.
GCGACAACUUUGCUCAAAAGCCCCAAUCGCAACGUCAACAUGGCCGAUCCCCUUUCAAUUAUCGGAACAGCGGGAGCGAUCGCAAAUAUUAUCGAUGUUCUCACCAAAACGAUCACAACGGUAUGCGACAUGCGACACGCCUGGAAAAUCGCCGAUCUCAGUGUGUUCGCUUUCGAGAACCAGCUAAGCCUCCUCAAAUUCGCACUUUUCGAAAUUCAGAAAUGGACCGAAUCAAGAUCCUGCGAGCAAUCUCAUCAAUUGGUGAUGCAGGUGGAUAGCUGCGUAACGUGCUGCCGGCUUCUCAUUGGCAAGAUUGAUGGUGAGGUAUCGCAAUUUCAGAAAACGACAGCUGGAGAUCUAGAGCUUGGUUCCAAGCUCUCCUUUCUGUUCAAGACGAAAGACAUGGAACAGAUUCAGCGGAUGGUUGACCAACAGACACACACAUUGACACUUCUGUUAAGUGCUUGCAACUCAAAUGCCUUGGAAGAGCAAACUAGAAUCUUACAGCAACCUAAAAUUAUACAGGCCUUGGAGGACAUGGACCGAGACACUGCUUCUCUCAUUGUUCAUCGAGACUCAGACUCCAUAAUCACGGCUACAUCCGUAAGCUCUUCGCGAUGGUCCGUUCAGUUCGCGUUCGAUCGAGAGCUUUUCAUCACCAAGGUUUACGACAAAUGGAUUCGGAAGCUUGCAACGACGCGGCGGAGCAACCGUCACGGCUCGGAAGAUACAACAAGUGCAUCUACCGACAAGCAGCAAACUACUCUUGCACAUACAGAAACUGCCACAUCAGAGCAGCCACUUCAAUCACCAACAAACUUUGAAGAGCCAAUGAAUACUUUGACACGUACCUCCAUAGGCAUAGAGAUGCAAUCUCUGAGACGAAUCCGAAGCAGAAGCAGCUUAAAACUUCAAACCAAGGAGUCCCAACGUAUUGAUCAGAACUCGAGACAUGAUUCGAAGUCGGCCAAUCGAGAGAUCAAAGUAGUCAUCCUGGGUUCAAAUUCGAGGAAGCGAGUCUUUGAAGAGAUGAGAUUGUCAGACGGUCAACCACAAUGCUACACAGCAGAGCAACUACGCAUGUUCCGUCCCAUAAUCCUCGGCACAGUUUUGGAAAGUGUUCAGUACUUGGCAAAGAAACUAUUGGUCGAUGAGGCCACCAGAGGGCAUUUGAUACGGGCGUGCUUGGAAGACGUCUUGAUAUGCUAUAAGGAGGACUUGGAUCUCGACAACGGGUUUGAACCGUGGGUUAUCGAAAUAUUCCGCACGACAAUGGGUCAUUCAGCGACCAAGGCUUUAAUGGCAGACGAAAGCUUCGUGCUUCCACAGCAUGUUGACUAUUUUUUGAGCCAAAUCGAAAGGAUCAUGCAAGAUGACUAUAUACCGACAGACUCAGAUGCUAUAAGUUGUCCAAGAUCAUUACCUGGCUGCGUGGAGGCUGCAUUCAGCAAGGGCCAGCUCAUCAUGCGAUUGGCAGAUCCUGGCAUCGCAAUUGUCAAUCGGACAAAACUAAUUACUCAGCUCGAGACGGCAUUCGCCGUGAUAUACGUUUUCGAUCUUAGCUGCUUCAGCGUCGAAGCCUUGCUUCAGUAUGAAUCAACCGUCAAUUCACACUGGUUGACAAAUUCAAGCAUCAUUGUCAUCUUCAACAACUUCAAGGGAUUCGCUAAGAGACUUGCAGAAGAGCCGCUAAGCGAUGAAUUUCCAGAUUAUGUGGGAGGAGACGAUGAAAAAACCGCAUCUAAUUAUAUUGUCUCCAAGAUCAGGGGCUUGAGCCGGGCUCAUCUACAGCUGUAUGCCCAUUCCACAGACGGCGUGUACGGUGAGAAAAACCUGCAGAUCAUAUGGCGGAGCAUCGAUGAUAGUGUCGUGACCCGUAAUCUGCAGGCUCUCAAUUAUUUAUAA